Molecule: messenger RNA, 378 nt
Organism: Podospora pseudopauciseta
Lineage: Eukaryota; Fungi; Ascomycota; Sordariomycetes; Sordariales; Podosporaceae
Exons: 1
Coding region: 1-378 (125 amino acids)
Source: RefSeq, a predicted model, not a curated record
AUGCUGUAUCCAUAUCCACCCGAGCUCCCUUCCCGCAACCUCUGCAGCUCGCCUUCUCCUGGUUUUCUCUCACCCAAAAGCCAUAACAGGACCCGGGCCUCCCGUCCGCCAAUAAUUUUCCACUUCAUGACAGCACCCGUCACGAGUUCCCUGCAUAUGUCACUCACCCCCUACGGUUUACCCCGGGGCAGGAGGAGACAGGCGGGAAACCCCUCCGAUGCAGGUCGCAUAUGUCAAUGUCAUGCCUUCUCUGGCUGCCAACACAGCCCAGUCUCUGCAUGUGUAACAAGUUCCCGGUCAUGCCACGGCUCUCGCUGCCCAACAUCGUCUUGUCAGCGCCGUAGCACCUCAAAAACACGAGUCGGGCUAGGUAUGUAA